AAAAUUUGCAAGUUGCUGCUGGGGAAGAAUGUUUAUUAUGUGGCAUUUGGGAUUAAGCCCUUAUGGAGACUUGGACUCUUCAGGUGUAACUGCUGGCCUGCAAUGACUUGGCUGCUAAGUGUAAUUGCUUGGUUGUCGUGCAGCAGCAUUUUUCUGACUUUGUGACUUUGCCACCCCAAAAGAAAGGCUUUACAAGUUGGAUUGGCCAAGCUGCUGUGCCUUCUCCCAGGCUUACCUUUAACCAUGUUUCUGCAAUAAAAGGUGUAUUUUUUUUCUGUUUACCACACUUACUGUAAUCAAGAUGUGGUUUUAGGCAGCCAAAUUGCUGCUGACCCUUCUCGUUUCCCCCACCCCCAUUUCUUAGUGUUACUCACCUGCUUUAAAUUGUGGUAAACUUCUGGCAGAGACAGUCUACCUUCUGCUUUUGUGAAGGUCCUAAGUUUUUUUCAUAUUAUACAUCAAAAAUGUGUCAAAGGGUAGUUUGAACUUGAGUCUUCACCUGUUGGAAUACAAAGCUAAAGUUGAUGCCUUUGGUUUCAACUGAAUUGCAGUAUUGGCAGAAAUGGUGAAUAUUUUUCUUUUUCUACAGGUUUCUUUUUAACAGUUGUAGUUGGAAAAGGUCAGGUCUGUAAAGAGAUGUGUUAGAUUGGAAUAGUAUGUAGAAUUUGAGCAAUUAGCUUAGCUCUCAGUCUUAUGUAGAAGUUGGGACCUCUUGCCAAGGUGGAUGCACGCAAUCAGAUUGUUUCUUAAAGAAAUGUGGGUAGGAAUAAUUCUGGAAAUGCAGUAAGAUAUGUAAAAUCUGGAACACUCAGGUUUAUACUUAAAGGGAAUACUCCAAACUUUCCGAGCAGUCUAGCAACCCAGUUAUUUAAGUUCUAAGAAUACUUGUCACUAAAAAUGAGAGUGCUUUCUAUGUAUUUCAGGGACACCAAACUCCUUCACUUAUGACCAUUUCUGUAGCUGAUGUAGGAAGGAGUACCUUCUAAAAUCUUUGAGACCAACAGAAGGAACUGGUGAAAUUGUUUGGCUUUGGCCAUGUUCUUCAAAAGACCACGUUGUUGACACUUGGUUGUAAUAAAAGGAAAAAUCAGAACUGGGCUGUACCUCUCUUUUAUUCGGGUAUUUCACAUCUGGUGAAAUUACUUUCAGAAAGAGGAGGAUCAUUUGUCUGAGUAUCAUGCAAAAAUUAUGUUCUAUGCUCACGAAGAGCUCACUUCAGCACUGUGCUAUAGGUUGCCAUUUGACAAAUGGCAGACUUAGUAAGUGGUGAGACUUGCUUGUCUCCAGAGCAAGCCUGAAGUUGUGACACUGCCUAAUGGAAAGUUAAGACUGAUAGGUAAUUAAAUAAAGGCUAUUUGCAUUAGGUUUUUUUCAUGAGAUUAGUACUCUGCAAGUAUUCUGAAAAUGUCAGCUAGACAUCUGAAAUCUGCAGUUAUUGCCAAUCAGCAAAUGUCAUCAAUGUGCGUCAGGCUGUAUGAGGCUACAUUUCUGUUUCAGAAGCUUCUUCUCUUAAACGAGUCAGGUGAUAGUUUAGUGCUUUUUCAUUUUUUCCUCAUUAAGGCCUUUCAUGGUUCUCUGGUGGACUCGCUUAUUUCUGCAGAAUUUAUUGGAGGGCUAUUUAUGUUCAUUGGGAGAAGUCCCUUUGAUUUCUUGACUACCUUAUGAGCCCUACUUAUAAGGGCAUGUUGUUUUGAGAGCAGGGUUGUAUUCAACCAAGCAGAGUAUUUUGAAAAGCAAUUGAAUGCGGUUGACAUUCAGUUGGAUUUAGAUUUCACUGUUGUUUGGAUAUUUUGAAAUGUAGACAUGAUUCUUUGGGACUCUUUAACUGGUUGUAUAUCUGUAAGGUGAGUCUAUUCAAAAAAUUGAUUUUUUUUUUAAUAGAACAGAAGACUUCAUUUUGGCUACCGUUACAGUGUGCACUCCUGAAGUAGUUGUGAUACAAAUCUAAAUCACUAUGAGAAAUAUUUGAAACUAUGACUUCUUGGUACAAGGAAGUAACUUUGAAAUAAGGCACACCAGUGAAGUUGAAGAAUUGUUGCUGUUGCAGACUUGCUGGCUGCAGGGAGGUGGAGGACAUAGACUUACGUCUCAGUUUGCAAGAUCUUAAGAGCAUACAGAGGUCGCAGCAGUGGCAAAGGACCGCCUCAGCCUACAAUUUCUUUUGAUGGCAUCUAUGCAAACAUGAGAAUGGUUCACAUACUUACAUCAGUUGUUGGAUCCAAAUGUGAAGUACAGGUGAAAAAUGGUGGUAUAUAUGAAGGAGUUUUUAAAACCUACAGUCCUAAGUGUGAUUUAGUGCUUGAUGCUGCUCAUCGGAAAACUGCAGAAUCCAGUUUGGGGCCAAAACGUGAAGACAUACUAGAGAGUAUCUUGUUCAAGCCUUCAGAUUUUGUUAUGGUGCAUUUUAAGGAUAUGGAUACCAAUUAUGCAAGAAGAGAUGCUUUUACUGAUUCAGCCAUCAGUGCUAAAGUAAAUGGUGAACACAAGGAAAAGGAUCUUGAACCGUGGGAUGGAGGAGAGACCACCGCUACUGAGGAGCUUGAGGCAUUAGAGACAGAUGUUUCUAAUGGAUGGGAUCCCAAUGACAUGUUUCGUUACAAUGAAGAAAAUUAUGGUGUAGUAUCAACUUAUGACAGCAGUUUAUCAUCUUAUACGGUGCCAUUAGAAAGAGAUAAUUCAGAAGAGUUUUUAAAACGGGAAGCCAGAGCAACUCAAUUAGCAGAGGAAAUUGAAUCAAGUGCCCAAUACAAAGCUCGGGUUGCCUUGGAAAAUGAUGAAAGAACAGAAGAAGAAAAAUAUACUGCUGUUCAGAGAAAUGCUAAUGAACGAGAAGGACAUGGUGUGAACACUAGAGAAAAUAAAUACAUUCCACCUGGACAGAGGAAUAGAGAUGUCCUGUCCUGGGGAAGUGGAAGACAAAACUCACCAAGGAUGGGCCAGUCUGGAUCAGGCCCACCAAUUUCAAGGUCUGGAUCCCAUACUUCAGAAUUCAGUCCUAACUCUGGAGCAGAUCAGAGAGUGGUUAACGGAGGUGUUCCCUGGCCAUCGCCUUGCCCAUCUCCUUCCUCUCGCCCACCUUCUCGCUACCAGUCAGGUCCCAACUCUCUUCCACCUCGGGCAGCCACCCCUACACGGCCGCCCUCCAGGCCCCCCUCGCGGCCCUCCAGGCCCCCGUCUCACCCCUCUGCUCAUGGUUCUCCAGCUCCUGUCUCUACUAUGCCUAAACGCAUGUCUUCAGAAGGGCCUCCACGGAUGUCUCCUAAGGCACAACGGCACCCUCGAGGUCACAGAGUCUCUACUGGUAGGGGUACAAUUUCAAGUGGCUUAGAAUUUGUAUCUCAUAAUGCACCAGGGGAAGCAUCUACUACUGCAGUGGCACGAGGCAGCCCUUCAGGUGGGACGUGGUCAUCAGUUGUCAGUGGGGUUCCGAGAUUAUCCCCUAAAACACACAGGCCUAGGUCUCCAAGGCAGAGCAGCACUCCCACGGGACCAGCUCUGCCUUCUCCUCAGCCUGGUACUAUUCCCACUGAAUCUGUUGCCAUGCCUGUUCCAGCUGCCUCUCCUACACCUGCCAGCCCUGCAUCCAACAGAGCAGUUACCCCUUCCAGUGAAGCUAAAGAUACUAGGCUUCAGGACCAGAGGCAAAAUUCUGCAACUGGAAACAAGGAGAAUAUAAAGCCAAGUGAGACUUCUCCUAGUUUCCCUAAACCUGAAAACAAAGGUGUAUCUCCAAUUGUUUCAGAACACAGAAAACAGAUUGAUGAUUUAAAGAAAUUUAAGAAUGACUUUAGGUUACAGUCGAGUUCCUCUUCAGAUGCAGUGGAUCAGCUGCUAAACAAAACCCGAGAAGGUGAAAAAUCGAGAGAUGUAGUUAAAGAAAAGACAGAAUCAACCCCUAAAGAACCUAUCAUAGAAACUGGCAGUAAUACUAACUCUAAUGGUGGCAGUAGCAAACCCAAUAGUCCAAGUGUUUCUCCUUCGAUAAGUAAUAGUUCUGAGCAAAAGCGAGGGCCUGAGGUAACUUCACAAGGUGUACAGACAUCUGGGCCUGGAAGUAAACAAGAUAAAGAGGAUAAAGAGGAGAAGAAAGAUACUUCUGAGCAAGUUAGAAAAUCAACACUUAAUCCUAAUGCAAAAGAGUUCAACCCUCGAUCUUUUGCUCAACCGAAACCGUCUACUACACCAACCUCCCCUCGUCCACAAGCUCAGCCUAGCCCCUCCAUGGUGGGUCAUCAGCAGCCAACCCCAGUGUACACUCAGCCUGUUUGUUUUGCACCAAAUAUGAUGUACCCGGUUCCAGUGAGUCCAGGCGUGCAGCCUUUGUAUCCUAUUCCCAUGACGCCCAUGCCAGUGAACCAAGCCAAGACAUAUAGAGCAGGUAAAGUACCAAAUAUGCCACAGCAACGGCAAGACCAACAUCAUCAGAGCACCAUGAUGCAUCCUGCCUCAGCAGCAGGCCCUCCAAUUGUAGCUACGCCACCUGCUUAUUCCACACAAUAUGUUGCAUAUAGUCCCCAACAGUUUCCUAAUCAGCCUCUUGUGCAGCAUGUGCCACACUACCAAUCUCAGCAUCCUCAUGUUUAUAGCCCUGUAAUACAGGGCAACGCUAGAAUGAUGGCACCACCAACACACGCACAGCCUGGUUUAGUAUCUUCUUCUGCAACACAGUAUGGUGCGCAUGAACAGACGCAUGCUAUGUAUGCAUGUCCCAAAAUACCAUACAGCAAGGAGACAGGCCCUUCUUUCUACUUUGCCAUUUCCACUGGCUCACUUGCUCAGCAGUAUGCCCACCCUAAUGCUACCCUGCAUCCGCAUCCUCCGCAUCCUCAGCCUUCUGCCACACCAACUGGCCAGCAGCAAAGCCAACAUGCUGGAAGCCACCCUGCUCCUAGCCCCGUGCAGCAUCAUCAGCACCAGGCUGCUCAGGCACUCCACCUGGCAAACCCACAGCAGCAGUCGGCAAUUUACCAUGCAGGCCUAGCUCCAACCCCACCUUCCAUGACGCCAGGCUCCAAUACGCAGUCUCCACAAAAUAGUUUUCCUACAGCACAACAAACAGUCUUCACCAUUCAUCCCUCCCAUGUUCAACCUGCAUAUACCAAUCCGCCACACAUGGCCCAUGUCCCCCAGGCUCAUGUACAGUCAGGAAUGGUUCCUUCUCACCCAACUGCCCAUGCUCCAAUGAUGCUAAUGACGACACAGCCACCUGGUGGUCCCCAAGCCGCCAUCGCUCAAAGUGCACUACAGCCCAUUCCAGUCUCGACAACAACACAUUUCCCCUAUAUGACGCACCCUUCAGGUGAGGAGUGUGUGCCCGGGAGACCUGCACCUUAACUGAGCCAGGUCACAGUAGUGAGGAGAAUUGUUAUGAACCAGAUUUGGGGAAAAGAAAAACAAACAAAAAAAACCCUUAAGAUGUCCUUGUAGAGCGGCAGGCUGCUGAAGGCAGACUGUUUCUGCAUUUAGCAUACAUACUUGCCAGCCCAAAUGCAAGCCUAGAUAAGCGUACGAGAUCUAGCUAACGUAGUAAAGGAUUUGCUUCUCUCUAGCUGAAGUAGAGAAAUGGAUAACUAUGCAGACACUGGCACUGUGGGACUGUGUUCUUCCAGGUUUUGCCGUGGUUUUGCCGUGGGGGAUGGACUGUCUGUGUAGCCUGUUUAUAAUGAUCUGGGGCUUUAUUAAAUUUAAAGUGAUCGGUCUUGAGGAUAGGAGUGAAAAUGUUGCUUGGGGGCAGGGCUGUUAGACUUCUAAUGACUGAAGUAAAGUGACAACUGAAUUCUAACCUUUAAUUCAGAGUAACGUUCUGCAGCUUUACUUUUUGGGAAAAGUAGGUGCUGUAUGACUUCUUUCCGCUUUAAAUUUAACCUUACCAAGGUUUCUUUAUUGUUACUUGUUGCCGAAUAGCCUCUAAACUUUUGUAGUGAACUAGAUACCUGAUUUUGUUUCUUGGGGAAUGUGUGAGCAGAACAGGCUGCUUUCUGAGAGUUUAGGUAGGGGAAAAAAAAUCCAAGGGACAUCUUUAUAUGCAGGGUUUUGUUUUGUUCAUUAAAAAGAAAAAAAAAAAAGAAAAGAAAGAAAAAAAAAAAAAGUUCAGUUCAGUAGUUGUCCUGUGACCACUUUACUAGCAAACUGUUGUGUGGCUUGCCAAUUUAUUAUUUACAUUUGAACUUUUUUUUUACAGUACAAGCCCACCACCAACAGCAGUUGUAAGGCUCAUCUGGAAUAACUGAAAGGCUGGAUACCUUUUGUAGGCCAAAUACCCUCCUUCUACUGCUUCUGCCAACUGGAAGCACAGAAAACUAGAAUUUCAUUUUAUUUUGUUUAAAAAAAAAAAUCGAUUUCUUGUAACAUCCACUAGGAAUGCUAACAGUUCAUCAUGCAGUGGGAGAGAUUCGGACUGAGUAGAGGCAUUUAGGAACUUGUGGGCUAUUCCAUAAUUCCAUGCACUGUAUCUGAGUCCUGCAAGUGCCCCAACUCUGCUUGCUGAAAACUGGAAGUUAUUUAUUUUUUAAUGACCCUUCAAAGUUAUGAACUCAUCAGCUAGCAAAAGAAGUAACAAGAGUGAUUCUUGCUGCUAUUAUCACUAAAAAUCAAGACUUGGAGAUCCCUUUUACUUCUAACUAAACUUGAAACAGGUUCAGUAAAAAACAAAAAAUUCUAAUCGUCAAACUGAUGAAUUAUUAUUUAUAAAUCACGUUUGAUGAGAUAAUCACUAUCGUGAGACAGUGAUGUAACUUUUAAGUUAAGAAAACUUUUACUUUGUAGAUAAUAUAAAAUAAAAACUUAAAAAAAAAUUAAAAAAUAAAAAAAGUUUUAAAAACUGA
Phalacrocorax carbo (great cormorant) is the source of this 6824-nucleotide messenger RNA. NCBI's taxonomy places the organism in Eukaryota, Metazoa, Chordata, Aves, Suliformes, Phalacrocoracidae. The record is from RefSeq and is a predicted model, not a curated record.